Molecule: messenger RNA, 1602 nt
Organism: Glycine soja
Lineage: Eukaryota; Viridiplantae; Streptophyta; Magnoliopsida; Fabales; Fabaceae
Exons: 1
Coding region: 390-1397 (335 amino acids)
Source: RefSeq, a predicted model, not a curated record
ACAUAUCGUAGAUGUCAUGAAGAGGAGGCACACAAUGUGCACGGUACAUCAAUAUUCGAUUUUAAAUAUAUAGCACACUCGACCCCACUCUUGAGGAUUAUUCAUCCAGAAGAAUAACAUCAAAAGCGACGGUAGAGACGUACUGUCUCUGAUAGUGCCCAUGCCAAAAGGAGCUCUCGCACACAGUUCUUUUCUUCACCCUCAAACAUGGAAAAGACAUUAUCUUAGGUCGCCUACACCGAUAACUUCACUUCUCAAUACUUGCACUUUUUUCCUCUUUAUAUUCCAAACUCUCUCUGUCACCGAUCCACCCUCCCCUGUUCAAAUAUUUCCACUCACAUUUUCCCUAUAAAUCCCAAUCUUUCAACAGCACCUGUUCCUUUUGUAAGAUGACGACAAAUAGUAUCAAGGGGAAAAAAAUCCAACACUUGAAAGAAGAAGAGGAGGAGGAGGAGGAGGAGGAGGAGGAGGAGGAGGAGGAAGAAGAAGAAGAAAUAGAAGCAUUGUCACUUUGCGAUCUUCCUGUCAAUCUGGUCGACCACGAAGUCCAAUCAAAAGCAAAACCAGAUUCUCAAAUCAUUGAAGCCCAAGAAGAAGAUUUUGAUUUCCGCUUAUGGGGUGGCCCCUUCUCCACAGAAUCAGAAAUGUGUGCUGCAGAUGAAGUUUUCUUCCAAGGCCAAAUUCUCCCAUUGCAUCUCUCACUUAAGCGAUGUGAAUCCUUGGACCACGUUUCCGUGAGAGAAUUUCGUAGCAAUAGCAGUAGAAGCAGCAGCAGCAUUAGAAGCCAGAAUUCGUCUAGUAGCAGCUGCUCCACCGCCACUACAACCCCAAGAAUCUCCAAACCCAGACUUCAAAAUCAAAAUCAUUUCCACGCGCAUCCAAGUCCCCAACCUCAGUUGAAGGUAACCGUUCCAAGACAAACAAGCUUCAGCAAUCACGGUAGAAAAUCAUCAGCAUGGGACUUUUUCCGUCUGGGUGUGGUGCCUGCACCUGAGAUAGCAUUGCAAGAUCUCAAGGUUCGUAGUACCAACGGUGUUAGUAAAAAUCACAUGGGUCGCAGCACUAGCAUUGGCAGCAACAAUAGCAACGCCAAUGCUAAUGGCUCUGUGAAAACGAGUUACAGCGGCAACAAAAAUCACGUUUUCAAAAAAUUUGGUGGCUUUUGGAGUGGUUGCAAAUGUUCUGUUGAAACAGUGCACUCGGGCAUGGCCAUGAUUAAGGGUGGUAUUAAAAGCGCCAACACAACGCACGCAACGAAAGAAAAAGUGAUCGAAAGGAAGAGGCAGAAACACAGACAAAAGCAAGGAAAGAGAACCAUGUCGCGUCGUCGAACGUUUGAAUGGAUAAAGGAGCUUUCGCAUGUAAGCUAUCACGAUGAAGAAGCUUUGUUAUCUUAAACCUCAAAUGCUUUGGCUCACCACACGCUUGUAAUUUUCUGUUAUUUUUUAUUAUGUUAGAAUUUUAGAUUAAAUUGCCUUUAUAGCCGCUGGCUUUUGUUUUGCUUUGUUCUGAAUUAGAAUUACAUCAUUGUAGUGGAGACUGGAGACUCUGUAAUCAAAACUUGUUACCCUCGUGAGAAUGAUAGUUUUGCUUUUUCGUUCC